Salvelinus namaycush (lake trout) is the source of this 2360-nucleotide messenger RNA. Its product is annotated as CCN family member 5-like. The transcript is spliced from 5 exons. Lineage: Eukaryota; Metazoa; Chordata; Actinopteri; Salmoniformes; Salmonidae. The record is from RefSeq and is a predicted model, not a curated record. Gene Ontology annotation, biological process: cell adhesion; signal transduction. The coding region runs from base 98 to 1153 and encodes 351 amino acids. Gene Ontology annotation, cellular component: extracellular region; extracellular matrix. Gene Ontology annotation, molecular function: integrin binding; heparin binding.
AAGCAGCACUGCUAGCUAGCAGGCACCACUACCAUCACACUUAAGAGGUUAGACAGACAGACAAACAGAGCAGUUCAAUCAACCUACAGACGUUCCAAUGGAAAUUUCAAGACAACUCAGUGACAAUGUGAUAGCCUUGGCUUUGCUGCUCUGUAUGGGUGCACUGCAGGUGUGGUGUCAGCUGUGCCCAGGACCAUGCCAGUGCCCCAACCCCGUGCCCCAGUGCCCAGCAGGAGUCCCUCUGGUCCUGGACGGCUGCCAGUGCUGCCAGGUGUGUGCCCGGCAGCAGGGCGAGGCCUGCAGCGACCUGUAUGUGUGUGACAGCCAGAGAGGACUACAGUGUGACUACAGCGCCAGCUUCCCCGGCGACCCUGGAGAGUGUGUCAGUCAGGAGGAGUUGGGCUGUGAGCUGAACGGGGUCUCCUACCAGGAUGGCCAGGUGUUCCAGCCCUCCUGUGCCACCCAGUGCCGCUGCCUGGGGGGAGGGGUGACUUGCGUGCCCCUGUGCCCUGAGGACGUCCAUCUUCCCAACCCAGACUGCCCACACCCCCAACAGGUACAGCUGCCUGGGAAGUGCUGCAAGGAGUGGGUCUGUGAGAACAUGGACAACACAGUCGUUCAGGAUGCCAUCACAGCCUCCAGUUUGUGGCCAGGCCUGUCGGGUCCCUCUAACUGUAUAGACCAGAGUACAGAGUGGAGCGCAUGUUCCCAAACCUGUGGCGCUGGGGUCUCCACGCGGGUCUCCAACAAGAACCCAGCCUGUCGGCUCGAGAUGCAGAGCCGUCUUUGUAAGGUCCGGCCCUGUCAGGCACUCCAGCCACACAGGAACCCCAUGUGGGCCCGGCAUUGUGAGCCCAGCUACAGGUCAGUGGUGCCAGUGAGACUGGUGCACCAGGGCUGCUACAGCACACGGGUCUACCGGCCCCGGUACUGCGGUCAGUGCACCGAUGCCCGCUGCUGUACCCCCUACCGGAUCAGCACGGCCUCGGUGGCCUUUCGGUGCCCUACCGGCAGGCUCCUUCACCGGGCAGUCAUGAUGAUCCAGUCCUGUGUCUGUCACUACAACUGCCCCUACUCAGCUUCAGGACCCUAUGCAGCUGCACCCUAUUCAGGCUCCGCACGCUCUCACCGGAGCCCUGCCGUGUGGGGCUAGACUUGACGUUCGAGUCAAUCCUCUGGGUCCUAUGCCUCCUUGAGAACCUAGGGCGUCCACCAUGGCUCUCCACCUCAAUCUUUUCUGAAUGGCUCCACUUUACUAAGUUGUUGUCGAGAUCUAGAGCCCUAUCCUACCCCUCUCCAUGUACUGACACGCUCAUACUGAGACCUGUCCAGACAGGACCUGGGAGCAACACUUUUGCUGUGUUCCAAUGUCCAUACAAGUGCACUCCUUCUAAGUGGUAUACCAGUAUGAAUAUUUGAACAGAGCUUCUGUCUAUCAUGGCUUGAUCCAGCAGGUGUAGCCCACUUCAUAGGAUAGAUGGGGGAAGUGAAAAGAUCUUCUAGGUGAUAAACUGUGACUGAGUCGGGGGAAGAAAGCCCUGAUAUGAAUGGACAAGCUCCGUCUGCACUAAGACCUCCACUCUAUUCCACUCUAUCACAUCUCAUAAGGUGACCUCAUGAGGAAAAGAAUAGGUCAGGAAACCUUAGUUAGCUACCCUGACCCCAGAUAUUAGCCUGGUUUCUCUCUACAACAGAGUCAUUGUCAAGCCAAACAUUAGGCAUGACAAUUCCACAAGGAGUUUGCAAGAGAGCAGAAAAAUACUAGCCUCUAUCUAGCAUAUAGAAGUUAAAUACUGUAACACAACAAAUUUAUUUUGGACUAAUUGACCAACUGUAGUCUUAUGCUGUAUGUAGAAGACCAGAUGACAGUCAUUUGUUGUCUUUCUUGACUCAUUUUAGGCCCCAGAGUUUCUCCUGACCACGUGACCUGACUUAGUUGAGUGGAUAAGACUCAAGUGUUGUUACUUUCAUUUGAGUGAAUUUAUUUUGCAGAGUGACACCAACCUUUGAGUUGAUAGAUACUGUAUCUUGACAUGCAAAUGCCAUCUGUUAUAUCAGUUUGUUUGUUUGUUUAUAAAUGUCUGUAUUUUGUGUUCUUAGUCAGAUGAAAUUGCACUUAUUUUCAAUGUUGCUGUAAAUAUAAACUAUUCGAAUGCUUUUUUGAAAUAUUGUACAAUUGUAUCACUGAUUUUAUACUUUGUCCAAACUGUUUUCCAUUCACAAUGCCUUUUUAUGUAAAGCUUGAGCUCCUUUGUAUAUUGCAUAUUAUUCAUUAAUGAUAUUACUACAUUGAGAUUUGAUUGUUGUAAUUUGUGCUGUAACUUUCCCUUAAAACUCCUUAUGACUUAUUAGUGAUUUGG